AUGGCCACUUUUUACGCCAACCCCAACGAGGAGGGAGAACCUUGGAUAGAGAGGGCUGCCAUUGAAGGUUACGGUUUUAGAAUAUGGCAUCUGAUCUUUUUUUGCUUUUCUGGUGUUACAAUAUUUUCUUUGUCUAUCAUACAAGAAGACUACAAAACGGAGAAAGAAAAUAUAAAUUGCGAAAUGUGUUCACCUGCUGACUAUCAGAUAAAUGUAGAAAACAAUUUGGAAUAUUCAAGAGCUGAACCUCAACAACCGACGAAUUUUGCUAAAAAAAUUGCAAAUGCCAUGAGAAUGACGUCUAAUAGACCAAUGUCUUAUAAAUAA
Molecule: messenger RNA, 327 nt
Organism: Brassicogethes aeneus
Lineage: Eukaryota; Metazoa; Arthropoda; Insecta; Coleoptera; Nitidulidae
Source: the annotation of a GenBank genome assembly